AUGGACGUUGGAAGAAGUAGACUUAGACGGCUGAUAGCGCUGCUACUGUUGGCGCUGCUCACACCGACUAGUGCUUGGGAAUGGGCCGACAUGCUGGGAGGAAUCGGCCCUGCAUCGUUUCAGACGAAAACUUUGUCCAUGCAAGAAGUUCAAAGCAUGCGCGUACGAGACAUCAAACGACGGCUGGGGAGAACACAUGGCUAUGCGGCUGACGAACUUGGACGAAUGCUUGACAAGAAAGAUUUGAUUCAAGCACUCGCAUUUGAGGAGCACAAAGAGAGAGAAAGAGAAACAAAAGAAUUUAAACGAGCUCUAAUGACACGUGGGAUUGUAGUGGCUCUUAUUGCAGUUUUGGUCGUUCUUGGAUGGCCGCUCUGGGAACAACUCUACGCUGUUGCUAGCGUCAAUUUUGUGGUCUAUACGGAUCGAAAAUGGCAUGAGGUAAAACGAUGCACGGAGCUGAGAUCAGGAAUGGGUGCAUUUGGAAUUCUUCUCAUGGCAAUCGUUGAUGGGCUUCAACUUUGGCUAUCCGCUUCUAUUCUGCUGUCAUGGUUCACUUCUUCAAAAUACUUCUUUCCAACCCCCUCCUUACCCUUUCGACCAGCUCAAUUUAUGGGUGACCAAGUUGCUUCUGGGCCACUGAGCAAAUAUGGCCUGAACAUUGGUCCGAUGGCAGUUUCAUGGGUGUUCCGGUUUGUGAAUGGUCAACUGGAAUCCUUCACUGGACGUGCUCUUUCUCGUGCCUAUCAGAAACAAAAGAAAUCUUCCAGAGACACCGAAUCUCCCGAAGAAAGAGCAGCUCGGAAAGCUGCCCGAAAAGCAGCAAAGAAGGCAGCAAGAGAGGAUGCUGAACGAAAGAGGCAAUCGGAUCAAGAAGCUGAAGAGAAAAGGCGGAAAGAAGAGGCCGAGAAAGCAACAUCCAAUCUAUUCCCAACAGAAUCUCAAGCGGAAAGGGGCAACCUAGAAGAAUCUCGAAAAGCUUUUCAAGAACAAGUCGAAUCUUUUAACUUGGAUGAUUUAGAUUAA
Cylindrotheca closterium is the source of this 1026-nucleotide messenger RNA. The record is from the annotation of a GenBank genome assembly. Lineage: Eukaryota; Bacillariophyta; Bacillariophyceae; Bacillariales; Bacillariaceae.